CUCCAAUACUUCUCUCUUUCAACUGCUUCCAGUUUUCGCCAAAAAUUUUUGGCUUGGAAUUCGAGAGGGUAAAAGAGAGUACAAAGCAAAUUCUUCAAUACUAAUAUACUUACUAACUAAUUAGUUAAGCAUAAUUAGUUGGUCUUACUCAUGUUCGCGACCUAAAUCUCUAGUUGUAUUCUAAUCUGUGCUGGACGAUUUCCAGAGUUACUUAAUACAUAAUCGGAUUCUUUUCUCGUAAGGUUAAAAAGAAAAAACUAUGGCUAUCAUAAGUGACCAAUAUUGUGAUCAACAUGCACGGGCGGCUUGGAAAUCAUGCAUGGCGUCAGCAUUCCGGACGGCGGUGGCUUGCAUAAUUGUCGGCUGCGCCACCUUGUUCGGGCCCACCUCAUUGAAGAACCAAGUCACACUGCCGGCAUUUUCUUACGUCACGGUGAUCCUAAUCAUAACCGACGCCACCUUGGGCGACACGUUCCGAGGAUGCUGGCAUGCGUUGCAUGCUUCGCUCUUCGGGAUAUGUCCGGCCAUUUUGACCCUUUGGCUGAUCGGGCCGGCUCAGCUGACGGCGAGCAUCACGGCCAUCGCGGUGGCUGCGAGCGCGUUCGUGGUGGUGGUGCAGGAGAACAGCCACUUGAUAGCCAAAAGGAUUGCGCUGGGGCAGAUUGUUUUGGUGUACGUUUUGGCAUUCAUAAACGGGCCAAAAGCGGACCCGAUAAUGCACCCGGUUCAUGUGUUGGCCAGCACUUUUGUUGGGGUCGCGGCUUGUGUUUUAGCCCUCUUGCUUCCUUACCCUAGCUUAGCAACCUCCGAGGUAAAAAAGAAUUUCAAGCUUUUCACUAAGAAUGCUUCCGAGAGGCUCAAGGUGUUUGUGAAGGCAUUCUCUGCUGAAGAUAAAAAAAGUGCAAAUGCAUUGAUAUCACAAGCCAAGUCCAUGGCCAACAUGGGAACCAAAUUACUCAAAACCGUUAAAUCCAAGCAAGAAAGUAUGGCAUGGGAAAGAAUUCCAAUCAAUUUCUUCAAGCCUUAUAUCACAAAUCCAGCUGAGAAAUUGCACCAUCUUGAGACACCUUUAAGAGGGAUGGAAAUUGCUGUGUCAUCCAAUAAUGAACAGUUUCCAGUUGGGAUACUAAACUCAGAUCAGAAGCUCAAAGAUGAAAUAACAAGAACUGAGAACCACAUUGCACGUCAAAUCAAAAGCAUGCACUUAGUUUCAGCAAUCACUAUCCCAGAAAACGUAGUUGAUCACCAACAUCAUCUGCCAGCACUUCCUGAUCAAACCAUUCCAUUGGACAAAAAAGAUUUGCCUUCAUUUUUUUUCCUGUUUUGUUUGAAACUCCUACAGAAAAAAUCCAUGGCUGCUGCAGCCAUUAGUACUCAACCAUUGAUCAGUAAUCCAAGCAAAACAGGUCCACAAAAAGAAGAAGAUGAUGGUGAUCAGUCUUUUCUCAAAAGUGCAUGGAAAAAUUUUGCCAGUUAUUUGAAGAACAAGAGGCUUAUGCCAGCUUUCAAAAGUUCACUUUCAUUAGGCCUUGCUGUUUUCCUUGGUGCAAUUUACAGCAAGGAAAAUGCAUAUUGGGCAGGACUGCCAGUUGCCAUUAGCCUUGCAGCUUCAAGAGAGGCAACAUUCAAAGUUGCCAAUGUUAAAGCUCAAGGCACUGUUUUGGGGACAGUUUUUGGUGUAUUUGGUUGGUUCAUGUUCCAAAAAUAUGUCCUCAUCAGGUUACUAUCACUCCUUCCAUGGUUCAUCUUUUGUAGCUUUUUGCGGCGCAGCCGGAUGUACGGCCAGGCCGGCGGAAUCUCAGCUGUUAUUGGUGCAAUUUUAAUCUUGGGAAGGAAAAACUUUGGCCCUCCUAGUGAAUUUGCCAUUGCAAGGAUAACAGAGACUUUUAUUGGGUUAUCUUGUUCAAUUGCUGUGGAAAUGAUCUUGCAGCCCACAAGGGCUGCUUCCCAGGCUAAAACUGAGCUUUCCAAGAAUCUUCAAGUGAUUAAGGAAUGCGUUGGUGGGAUUAGUCUCAAUGCCAGCAAAGCCAACUUGGAUGAAAGUUUAAAGAUUCUGAAAGUCCAAGUGAAUGAAUUGGGGAAAUUCAUUGGAGAAGCUGAGGUGGAGCCCAAUUUCUGGUUCUUGCCUUUUCAUAGUGCUUGCUAUGGUAAGCUUUUGAGGUCAUUAUCAAAGAUGGUGGAGUUCAUGGUAUUUACCACUAGUGCAAUUGAGUCAUUCCAACAGGAAGAAAAAGGUGGGAAGAUGGACAGUAAUUUGUGGAAGGAAAAUGUGAAUAGGCUAAAUCUUGAUCUCAAUGUUUUCAAGAACACCAUUUGCUCUUCAAUCAUGUGUUGUGAGGAGGUCAGUUUGAUCAAAUCACUCCAGGCAUUAGACAAUGAAAUUGAAAAGAAAAGCAUUGCUACUGAUCUUGAAUUAGGCAAAUCCAAGAUCACAUUUUCAGGUCCCAAGGAUCAGGAGAUGAUGGAGAAAAAACUUGCCUCAUUUCUUCAACAUUGCCAGCAACUACUUGAUGAUAUCAAAUCUGAUGAGAAAGAUGAGAUGAAGAGCCAAAUUUUGUUGAGUUUGAGUACUUUGGGCUUCUGCAUGGAUGGCCUAAUAAGGGAAACCAAAGAGAUUGAGAAGGGAAUGGUAGAACUUUUGCAAUGGGAAAAUCCAUCUAGCCAUGUGGAUCUGCAUGACAUUUCAAGCAAGAUCAGUGCUCUACAAACAUCUGACCUGUAGAAUAAGAAUAACUAAUCAAAAUAUUUUGUAUAAAUCAAAUUGUAACUUUUGUAUCUGAUGAUACUGUAAUAUGCUUGGGAACAAUCAACCUAAGCAAACUAAUGCAUUGGUUAAUUUAUUAAAAAAUGGAACUAGUAAUAAUUAUUACUCAGAGUUUAUGGGCCCAGAUUCAGUAGGAUAUCUCCAAAAGGGCGGGCCUUGGCUAACACAAAUAAGGAGGCCUUACUGUUGUAGCAAACUGGGAACUGGUCCAACAUUAGCUAACGCUAACACUACCCACGAAAAAAAAUACUAACAUCACAAGUACGGAGCCAGAAACUACAAAUAGCGCGGCCCUGGAAAGCUACGUGGCAAGCAAAAAGUAAAAUGUCAUGUGGCUGCUGGGAUUCGAGCCCAGGUCCCCACGGCCACAACGUGGAAUUCUUACCACUAAACUACA
This is a messenger RNA of Oldenlandia corymbosa var. corymbosa, 3161 nucleotides long. Lineage: Eukaryota; Viridiplantae; Streptophyta; Magnoliopsida; Gentianales; Rubiaceae. The record is from the annotation of a GenBank genome assembly.